UUACGAUAACAUAUAGCCUAGGCCUAGGUAGGGUUACAGGAUUGUAAUACCUUGUACUAAGGUAAAUAAACUGUACAGGUGAUAUGUAUGCGCUAAAAUCGGUGCAAAUGGAAGCGAUGGUGUGAGAUGAGGACGUUGCAGUGUCCUACAGACUGCCGCUGGCUGGGUGCUCCGUGGCGCUCUAGUCUGGUGUAUUUUUUGCCUGUAGGGUCAUCCCCCGCCUCGCUUACGUGCCACACACGCAGCAUUAUAACCUGCUUUCCUCAGUAGUCCCCGAAACGCAGGAAAGGCCAGUUUUAAGCUGCUUUAUGACAGUGGAUUGUAAUAAUCGGCACAAACGGAGCGGGUCUGCUGGGUUCGCUGGUGCAUGUCAAUGAGAGGAGGACAGAUCACGUUGGAUCCGGAGGAGUUACCCGCCCGACAACUUAACAUUUAACAGGAGCAAAUCCGACACGCAUUCAACACCACAAACUUGCGGGAUACUUAAAUGGACCUAGUGGUCCUGCCGAAGGGGGUUAGGGGAAAGAAAGGAAGCUCCGUAAAUGGCCAGUCUUUAGGUACUUUAAGGUGAGGACUUUAACUGCCAAGCCGCACUGCUGUGAUGGACGCCAGGUUGUCGGAAGAGGUUUUUAAAUGACUAAAAGCGUCGAAUAAGCGCCCCAGACACACAUGCACGCCAUCCCCAUGUUCCUGGAGUAACUGCGAGCUCCGUGCCAGAUCAUCAGGUGAAGACAGGGUUCCAGUCCACACCAUGAAGCGAUUUCUCUGGGAUGCGAUCUUCCUUCUUACCGGGUCUCUCUUUACUUAUGGACAGGUCCAGGAAAAUUCCACAUCAACACCAGUAAACUACCCGCUGGCAGCUGCUGUUCACUCUCACUUUGGGGACUGUCCAGAUUCUCACAGCCAGUUCUGCUUCCACGGGACCUGCCGGUUCCUGGUGCAGGAGGACACCCCAGCCUGUGUGUGUCAUGCUGGCUUUGUGGGGAUGCGCUGUGAGCACGCAGACCUGCUAGCGGUUGUGGCAACCAAUCAGAAGCAGCAGACGGUGGCCACGCUGCUGGUGCUGUGUGUGAUUGGCUCUGCAAUGCUGAUACUCUUCUUUAGCCUGGUGCACUGCUGUCGAAGGCGGGGACUCUGCAGCCCGGGUCGCGCUGUCCUGCGAUGCCAUACUGAGAAACACAGCGCAUUCCUGACGGACAGUGCCUCCUGCUGUCCUUCUGAAACAGUAGUGUGAGAGCUUCAAACUCAUCAGUAGUUUGAGAGUUUUCCUUUCUUUUAUUUUUUUUUUCCUUUUGGACCAUCUGAAUACCCUCCAGCGUCCUCCUCUGGCUCCCCGACCCUCUCGCUGAAAUGCCACUUCAAGGCUUCAAGGAAUUUCUAUGGAUGCUAAACCAAACCCCAUGUCAGAAGUCCUGCUCAUGCAGAUGGACUAAGAUGAAUAUGGCUCAGAGGCUCCGCCUCCCCGUACUAGAGAAGAACACAAAGGACAGGAAGUGUUUUCUUAUGUGGCCAGAAUUAUUUACGAUCUCAUUAUGACUAUACUGGAGACUGAACCUCAAGAUGGAGGCUUUUCUUUGCAUGAAAAAGACAUGGUGGGACAGCUGGAGAAUAGUGGAGAGUGAAGAGGCAGGCAGACGGCAUUGAGAGCUGCUGAAGUGAUGUGUCUCUGCUCUGACGCGAACUGAAGGGGAAAGACUAACAGUUAAGCUAGACUGCGAGUGAAAAGGAGACUGUUCUGUAUUUCAAAGAAAUGCUUCAUAACAGAGACCACCCCUGGUCCUCAUUGUCAGAGAGUGGCUUCCACUAAAGAGGACCUGCUUAAGAUUCAAGAUGCAGCGAGAUCCCCUCAAGGAAGAUACCCACCACUGACAUUUCUUACCGUUUACAUCCGUUGGUCUAAAGCUCAACGAGGCCAUGUGUUCACCGGUAAAGAUUUGACGUUACAUGCAGUAACAUGAGCCACCAGCAGUUAUAAUGGGAUUCAAGCAAGUUGGUGCUUUGUUCGACGAAACACUUCUACGUUUAUUUUUACUGUGUUUGAAGUGUUUCUUGCAGCUUGUGCUGGAUAUUACAGAAAUAUACAUAUUAAAUAGCUGCAAAAACAAACUCUCUUGGGAAAAUAACGACUAGGUGAGACUGUGUGGUUCGAUGGACCUGCUUGUAUAUUCUGGUGCUUCCAAGACUUUCGAGUCACAUUGGUGUUGUUUUAGUGGUUUUGUAUUUAUUUUAAUUUCCAUAUAUUCAGACGCUGUCAUUGUCUGUUCAACACUGUACAACACACCUUUUCUAGUAUAUAAAAAAAACCCUCAGAUGUGUGUGUCACAGGUUUAGAGUUUAACAGUGAACUAGAUAAUUAGUAGAGUUGUUAGAAGCAUAGAAGUAAAUAUAGAAAGGAAGUUUUAAAUGUCGGUGAAACUACCCCGCCGGGCAGUUUUGCCCAGAUAACAAUUUAACAGAAAAAAAUGAACCUUUGUAUGGUGACUACUUUGUCAAACAUGACACUGCUGCUUUGAACAGAGCUCUGUUCACUAGUUGGAUAGACACUAUAUUUAAGCCCACGUGGCUUUAACAUGAUGUGGACGCAAACUCAUUCAUAAGCAGAUGCUGAUAUAUUUGUCACUUUAAAUCUGCACUUGCAACACUGAGACGUCGAUAUGCACUUUCACAAUGCACUCAAGGGGCGGCUGGUCUUGCCGGUUAUUGCACUGUUGGCGAAUUGCACAGCGCGUAACCAUAGCGCCGGAGUGGCCGUGAGCACCCUGCUCUUCACAGAGGCUCUGGAGGAAACGGUGUCACUGAGGUGUUACUUUUGCGUGAAUGACGAGUGUCCACAUCUAACUGAUGUAUGAGAGACUUGGAUAAGAGAAGCUGAAUAAGGGAAUUUGUCUGCAGAAACCUUAGUAAAUCACAAAAUCAUAUGAAAUUUCUAUGUGGCACUAAUGAUUUAGCUAAUUUUUUUUUUUUUUAUUAGAAAUUUCCAAGCGAUUUCCUGUAGCGUUUGGCUUCUCUGUGGUCCUUUGUCAUGUUUAAAGCUUGUUCUUGAAUUUUCAAAGGGUUGGGUGAACUUUGUAAAACUUUGGCUACAGAAAACCUGUCUGAUUGGCAGAAAGUUUAUGUGAAGAAAAAAUAUUGUAAAAGCCCCACCAAUCAGAAAAGGGAUAGGAUGAAGGUCUUUGCUAUUCAUCUCUCAUCAUUGACUCUUUGGCUAUUUGUAAAUCAAUCAGAUUUUCUGUUUGAGUGAAAUAUAAAUGUUGUAAAAUAAAUAUGAAUCCCAUACAGUUGACUAUUUACCGUACAAGUACAAACUGAUUGUUUUUUUUCCUUAUGAAAAUUUUUCAGAAAUAUGAAGAGAGAAUGUCUGCCGAUUUAGUUUAAAGCGAAGAGGUUUAUUUGAGGCAGCACGCUAUGCUAUCUUGGUAUGUUGUCAGAUGUAAAUGAAUCUGCACAGACAUGAAUUGUGUGCACUGCAGUGGAUGUUGAUGUUCAUUAAAAACUGCCGAAAGGGACUAUUUACUGUAUGUAUUUAAAGGUAUGAAUGGAAUGCAGAAGGAGAGAUAACAAGCAGUAAGACUGUAAACGGACUGGGGAACCAUCACUGUGAAUGAGUCCUGAUGCCCCCUCAUGACAGGAAGAGCUUGUCGAAUGUCUGCCGUAGAAAUGCUCAUUGUCAGCACUUUGUGUGGCUUUCAAAUAAGACUGGAAAUUAUAAAGAGCCCCUUUCUGUGAGUGUUUGUCUGCAUGCUUCUCCGUUACCCGUCUCCUUCCCAUCCACCCAAAGGCCGUAACCUGCUUGCUUUCUGUUCAUUUUCACCCAUGUUUGGUUCAGCUGUUUCAGGAGGGACACUGGAACCCAGGUCGAGGCUGCUGAAGGAGCUUUAGCUCUCUAAAUAUUCUCCCUUUAUUUUCAUGCUGCAUUCAUGCUUUGAAUGGUUCGGCGGGAGCAGAGAGGGACGCAGCUUUCCAGUGUAAAUACUUAAUCAGCUUGCUGACUAUUUAUUCAGUGGAUUUUUUUUUGUUUUCUUCUGAGCUUUAGAAUUUCAGACCAUUAAUCAUUCACUCACAUUCACCCCAUCACGUCUUUCCCUUAUACCGCAUUUCCAUUUUGAUUCUCUCCUACCCCUGCUCUCUCUCUCUCAGAUGUGCAUUGCUUUUUCUUGUUUGAUGAUCCCCUCAUGCGGGCGACCGCAUUGCCGUGGAGCCUUUAGAGGCCCCUGGCUGAGCUGCUAAGACCUGCUUUUGAUUUCAGGGGCUCUUCAGAGCCUCUGUAAAAGCGCACCAGACUUCUAAAGAGGGGCCACAGCUAAAAUCGAAGGGCAGCUCAGUUUGACCUCCAGGGCGGUGGAGGACACAACCAGGCAGGGGGAGAUUGAUCGGUGGAAGGAACAGCCUCCUUGAUACCUGACUCGUCGUAUGUGUACAGUUUGUCCCUGUGGCUGUGAGCUCAGUCCGUGUGGCUGUGAGCUCAGUCCGUGUGGCUGUGAGCUCAGUCCGUAUGGCUGGUUCUGUUCAGGGUGUGUACCCUGUGCUAUAUGGGCCCACUGAGCCUGUCCCCGUCACCACAGCCAGCUAGAUGGUGGACAUUUACAGAAUUAGUGUAUUAGUGUAGAGAUAUGUGUCUGUAGCUCCCUCACUCUCAUUUGCUGAAGGUUUUAGUAAACAAAAGCGGCAGCAUUUUAGGCGUAUAUCAGUACAUUAUACACUUAAGGGGUGAGGGAGGUAUUUAGUAAAGUAUAAUUGUUAAUAAGACUGGUCUUGUAAACCGUGUAAAUUUCCUUAUAAAAUACCUGAAAUGCUACCAGCUACUCAGCUCAGUGAAAAGUAAAUUUUAAACAGUUAUUGUAUUUUUUUUUUUGUCCAUUUUGGAUGUAAACGGCAGUAUAAUAUGAGUAUUAAAAUGUGGAUUUUAAAACAUUUUAAAUCAACAUCGUGGAUUUUUACCUUUUUUAACUAAAACAUUUUA
Molecule: messenger RNA, 4960 nt
Organism: Paramormyrops kingsleyae
Lineage: Eukaryota; Metazoa; Chordata; Actinopteri; Osteoglossiformes; Mormyridae
Gene: tgfa
Product: transforming growth factor, alpha
Biological process (GO): epidermal growth factor receptor signaling pathway; positive regulation of cell population proliferation; positive regulation of mitotic nuclear division
Molecular function (GO): epidermal growth factor receptor binding; growth factor activity
Source: RefSeq, a predicted model, not a curated record